AUGAGAUUAUUAAACAUAACUAACGGCAAAGCAAGCGAAGAGCUGUCGCUGACUAGUAAUUGCGACAAUCAUCCGCAAGUGAAUACUUUGCUCGACAAAGGGAUCUUAUCACUAGAUGGUCCUAUGCAGAACGAGAUGGAACAGGUGCAGGAGCAGGAAGAUGUGCGCGAUCAAGUCAUUUGUAUGAUUUUCGACUUGCCCGUGUCUACACAAUUUUAUCAAGACUUUUCUUGUGCAAUCGCGUCAACUCUAGCUAUGCAUGGACGCAUGUAUCCAACGAGUUCGCACGUGUGUUUUUACUCGAAUGUGUUUGGCCGUGAAAGAAAGAUCCUGAUCCCCUACGAGUCCAUUUGCGAAAUCAAAAAGACGACGACAAUGAUGUUUCAGCACGCAAUUCGACUUACGACAUUUGACAAAGACGAGUACACGUUUACAAGUUUUUGGGGCAAUAAUCGUGAUAGCUGUUGUGACCUCAUAACCAAGACGCGUGACCGCGUGCUUGCUGAACUACGACUUAUUGCAAGAAAGUCAUCGGUUCCGCGCACUUUGGCACUGCAAAUGUCUCGUAAUACCGAGUCACCUAAUCCAUCCUCGCUAUCGUCCCAGGAUUCUUCUGAUGCCGCAAACAUAUCAAAAGAGAAUGAAGACGAAGAGGGCAAGAAACUAGAAGAAGCAGCCUUGUGUGUGGGCGAAGACAGCAAUAGCAAUGCGGCUAAAGAAAAGAAAUCCACUGAAGUUCAUGAACCGACAAGUCCUAUAAUUCCGCAUCGACUUAGAGUUGUGUCGGAUGUGGACUCAAUCGCGCCCAAGGAUAUUUCGAUGACGCCAAUUCGUGAGGAGGCCUUCUCUUUGUCGGUAGACACAUUCAUGCAGCUUUUCUUUUUGGACAAUGCACCAUUUGGGCUAGACAAAUUUAAUGAGCAACUGGGUUCUACUGAAAUAACUGUCAACCUGUGGAAGACACCGGUGGGCGACGAUGGAUCUUUUGGCAGGACUCGCUCACUUCAAUUUCGAAUUCCCAUUGAGGCUCCGAUCGGUCCAAAGUCAUCUCAGGUUGAUGUGCUUCAGUGCCUCAAAAAAAAUGCUCGGGGGGUUUGUGUUAUAGAGAGUUCUACCCGACUUGUGGAUAUUCCAUAUGGAGACUAUUUUAGUGUAGAAGAUCGAUGGACUAUCGUGCCACAGCCCUCAAAUUCGAAUGCUUGCAAAAUAUUUAUAGAGAUGAAGGUGGUUUUUGGUAAAUCCACAUUUUGGAAAAACACGAUUGAGACCCGUGCCAUCAAAGAUAACCGAUUAAAAUGGGAGAAAUGGGUAGGAAUGGCGAAAGCUUUUCUAAACUCAAGGAAACUAGAUCAAGAUGUGUGUAUUCUUGAGCGUUCUCCUACAUCUGAUUUUUCGUCAGACAAAGCAAUAGUGCAGGACGCUACAAAAAUGGAUCAAAGAUCAGUGCAACAUCGAAGCAAGCCAAAUUACUGGCACCGAAAUUCCGUUGGCGCAGUAAUGCCAUCUGAAGGGGCCCAAGUAGCCCACGUAAAAGUGUUUCCUUGGGUAUUGGUUUUGCUUCUUGUACUUGUUAUUCUGCGCCUGCAAAUGACGCUAUCCAGUAUUCAGCGCACCUUGUUAGUCAGUACUGAGCGGAUCAGUGACCUUUACACAAAGAUCAAUGACCUACAAACGCGUUCAUGUUUGGCAACGUAA
Molecule: messenger RNA, 1695 nt
Organism: Plasmopara halstedii
Lineage: Eukaryota; Oomycota; Peronosporomycetes; Peronosporales; Peronosporaceae
Exons: 6
Coding region: 1-1695 (564 amino acids)
Source: RefSeq, a predicted model, not a curated record